CGAGGGGAGGACGCCCUGGUGUCGGUGCUAAUGAGGCUGGGGGCGGGCGGGGGGCGGGGGCCUCUGAGUCCCGGGCAGGUCUCGGGGCCUCCCGGGGAAGGCCCUGGGAGCCCUUGGCCCUGGCGGCCUCCGCCAUCAGACUGGGAAUGUCUCCGAUUGGGCGGCCAGGAGGCGGUGAUCCUUCUCGCUGCCCAGCUGAGGGGUGUCGUCUUCCGCGAAGUUAGGGUCUCGCCUGGGAGGCAGGGAGGGAGGGGGCUGCUUGAGGCCCUGGGCUCCUCAGAGGCCGGCACACCGUCUCACCCUGUCUCACCCACAUUCCUUCGCGUUUCCCCGCCGAGUGUGGAUUUCCAAAACCCAUCCUCACUCCCGUCCUUCCUACACCCCAAGUCAUCCCUGUUCCCAGCUCUGUUUCUUGCCCUCCCAUGGAGGACUUUUCUGCACCUCAGGCUUGUCCUAGGGCCCUGAGACCUCCCUACGCCUAGGUCUCUUCAUCUGUUACAGGGAGGUGAUGGAAACUGGGCCCACCCGACUGCUGGUCAAAUGCCAGGGUUGCUGUGGUUCCAACCUUGCAUGUGGAUUCUCCUACCUGAGCCAGGAGUCAGGAAAUCAGGGUUCUAGUCCAGCUGGGAAUUGUCCCAGUGUGAACUGGGAGUAAGAGUUCCUGCCCUCUGACCUCUCCUGGUGGCAAUGGGGACCAUGUGAGAUGGUGUAUGUGGCCGUGAGCAAUACCCACCUGUGGGGGGAGGUGGGCGAGGACACCUGCAGCUCCUUGAACCCAGCACUUGUUUCUUCCAGGCCUUUGCCCAGGCUGUGGGCUCUGCCUGGAACCCCUUUUCUUCCCACUAAAGCCCUUCCCUUCAGUGCCUCUUCCUCUCGGAAGCCCUCUCUGGUGCCCAGCCCAUCCUCUUCUGCCCCCUCUCAGUUCUGCACCCCAUGCUGAGGCCCAGAUUGCCUGCUUUGCACACAGGGCUGUGAGCUCCAUGAGGGCAGAAACCACACGGCUCUUCACAGCUGUGUUGCCCGGGCCUGGCCUGGAGCCCCUCAGGAAGCGAGACAUCUGAAUCCUCUGUCCUGUGCCCCUGUCAGCCAGGUAGAGCCACCUUGGCCAGACCACCCCGGCUUGGAGCAAGCAGCAAGCCGUAGCUCCUCGUGGGUGGGGAACCACGUUUCCCCGGCACAUCAGCAGGCCGUAAGUGCUGCAUGAAUGCUUGCCUCUGCCCUCAGAGCACUGAUGCUCAGGGGACACUGCCCUUUGUGUGUUCCACCUAAGAGAGAAUGCAGCCUUCAAGGGGGCAGGGGUAAGUGUGGUCCCAGGCCCUGUGGUCCCCUCCUAAGAAAGUUCCCGGGUCUGCCGGUCCAGUUCCCACCUUUUCCCUGUGCUGUCUGGGAUGGUGGGUGGACUGCUGCUGAGUGGUGGGACCUAGAAGACCCAUAGUGACCUAGAGGAGGCAUUGCCCAGAGCUCCUAACUGGGGUGGGGUGCAAAGGCAAGUGGGUGAGGGAGGCAGAGAGAAACUGAUUAGUCACUCACACGUCAAUAGUCCAGCUGUGUGCCUACCUCUCUCACGCACUUCAUGGGGAUUAUUUCCUAGAAUUCCCACAAUAGCCCCUUCGCAGGUGAUGCAAGUGUUAUCUACGACGUGCACAUGAGGAAACUGAGGCACACAGUCAUUACUCGAUGCACGCACGGGCCCACAGUUGGGGAGGACAGAGGCUGGAUCCAGCCCAGCCCCUGGUCUCCCAGGGCCAGGACCAAUGCUCCUGCCUCUCUGAGAAGGAUAAAAAGGAGGGAGUGGGAAGGGAGAUAUUCCCAGGCAACUACCAUGAGACCUUCCAGCAGAGAGGCUUGAAAACGUUUUGUGUGUGUGUGCGCGGUGUGCAAAGGAAUUCCCCUUUGGUGUCGCUUUGAAAGAUUUCGGGAAGAUUUAAACUGCUUUUCAGUGAUUUGGGGAUGUCAGCCUGGUGUUUUCUUGAGCGUGACACCAUGAUGAGACUGGCCCCCAAGGCAGCCCCGUUUUACUCAGGUUACGGUAAUAGAACUGCAGCCUCUGCUGACUGAGCGCUCAUCCUGGGGUCCAUGCCGGACUCAGCCUUGACUCAGAUGCCCGCCCUGAGCCCCACCUGAGAAAGGGAUUAUUUCAUCCCUGCAUAAUUUCCUUACAGCUGAUGUCAGAAUCUGCUUGUCUCUAAACUCACCCCUUGAUAGGAAUGAGCUUGGUGAGGGCUCCAAUCUGGUCUCUCCCAUUCAUUGCUGAGUCCCUGGUACCCCAAAUGGAGCAGCUAGUCAAUAAAGCUUUGCUGGACACAUUUCAGAUGAAGAGACUGAGGGUCAGAGAGGUCACAUGGCUUGCUUGGAAGAAACAUCAGUUUUGUCAGGCUCAAGAGUCCAUUUCUGACUCCCACGUCACAAACCAAGAGAGCCUCAGAGCCUGAAUCUUCCCCACUCCACCCAUUCUCAGACCUUGUACUAAAACCAGUGAGCCCUCUGAACUGCUUCGUGCUCCCCAGCCUUUUCCUUGCUUAUCUGGGAAUCAGGCAAAAGUUGGCCAGAGUGAGCUCAGUCUCAGGGAAGUUGCAUUCUGCUGGAGUCUCUUGGAUGUCCCUGUUUUGCGUGACCUGAUUCAAAUUUUCCAUCUUUGUCACUUUGUUUCCCACUCUGAGAAGUUUUCUCACUGUGUGUCACCUUGCUAUGUGAUGACUGGCUUGGGUAAUUCACAUGUGCAUUUGAUACCUGCUGCUUAUCUUCUGUGGGGCCCCUGGUCCAGGGGGAUUUCAGCAGGUGUCUUGGUGAGACUGGGGUUAUAAUCAGACCCUCUCAGGGUUAGAGCUUGGCCCUAUCACUGAGUGACCUUGGGAGUCUCGCUGUACCUGGAUUCCUCACUUGCCUAACUGGAAUGGACAGGUUAGGCUCCUAGAUGGACAGUGUCUUGCUCGAUACCUGGUCAGAUACUGCCGUCACUCACUGCCUGAGAUGCCCUGCACGUGGGUUUUAGAGUUCGCUGGUUUCUGUUUGUCCUCUGCGAAUGUCCGACCAUGUACAGACUGAUGCAUUUUUCCAGGUACAAGAUCCUGACACAGUCUCUCUCCUCAAAUGACCAUGAGCAUCCCUGGAUUCAGAGAGCCCCGGGUGUGGGGAGCUGACACAGGCAUGAGGGCUGGGUCUGUCUGCCAGGAUUCUGGGCUCAGGGAGGAGGGCAAGGUCCCAGGAGGUCUUCUCUUUUCUCUUUACCCUGAACCGUUUGGAAGUUGGUUUCCAAAUUCCUGAAUUCCUGCUCCUUAAUAUGUGGCCCAGAACAGCGCUAGGCCAGGCAGCAGGAGCUUGGUGGGUGUUGAUCUGCUGGGGAAUGGGAAAAGGAAUAGAAAUGUCAAGCUUUCCCUUAAAAACAAAACAAAAACAGGGCUGGGCGUCGUGGCUCACACCUGUAGUCCCAGCACUUUGGGAGGUCGGUGUGGGUGGAUCACCUGGGGUCGGGAGUUCCAGACCAACCUGGCCAACAUCGAGAAACCCCUCCUCUACUUAAAAAAAAAAAAUUAGCUGGGCGUGAUGAUACGUGCCUGUAAUCCCAGCUACUUGAGAGGCUGAGGCAGGAGAAUCGCUUGAACCUGGGAGGUGGAGGUUGUGGUGAGCAGAAAUGGUGCCAUUGCACUCUAGCCUGGGCAACAAGAGUGAAACUCCAUCUCAAAAAAAAAAAGAGAGAGUACAAGGCCGGGCGUGGUGGCUCACGCCUGUAAUCCCAGCACUUUGGAAGGCCGAGGCGGGUGGAUCACAAGGUCAAGAGAUUGAGACCAUCCUGGUAAACAGGGUGAAACCCCGUCUCUACUAAAAAUACAAAAAAUUAGCUGGGCAUGGUGGCGCGCGCUUGUAAUCCCAGCUACUCAGGAGGCUGAGGCAGGAGAAUUGCCUGAACCCAGGAGGCAGAGGUUGCGGUGAGCCGAGAUCGCGCCAUUGCACUCCAGCCUGGGUAACAAGAGCGAAACUCAGUCUCAAAAAAAAAAAAGAAUACAAAAACAAACCCUCACAUUUCCCACCAAUAACACACCAUUGUUAUUCCUAUUCUUUAAGAAACAAUGUUUUGGAAAAGCAUCUGCCUGAACACAAGGCAAUACCAACACCUUCCUUGUGCCAACGUUGCAUGGGGCGUGCCAGCCAGUGAGGCCCCACUUAUGGGGAGGUAGGUCUGUGCUCUGUGAGGUGCCAGCCUCUUCACUGCCCAGGUCGUCCUCACCUCCACCCCGGAGGUGCAGCAGGCUAGGACUGCCAUUUCCCAGAUGAGGAAUAUGAGGCACAGAGAGCUGAGGGGCCAGACUGAAGGUCCCACAGUGAGAAGCUUGGGGAGCCCAGUUGUGGGCUGAGCCCCAGGUGCUCCUGUGAGCAGGCUAGAGUCCUGGUCUUCGGCGAGGCUCAGCUUGGUGGGGGAGCCAAGCCCAGACAGACUUUGAGUUCUGGCAGCCGGGCACAGGGGGAGCCUUCUGGGAACAAGUGUGAAUCACACAUGGUCCCUGUCCUGGAGUCCCUCACAUCUCCCAGGAGAGGGGGACACAGCCACAGACUGGGAACACAUGGGCCUAAGAGGGGCCACCCAGGUCUGCCGAACUGAUCCAUCCCAUACAAAAUCGCUGAAAAGACCCCCACAGACCUUGCUUAAGAAUAGUCUUCUUGGCUGGGCACCGUGGCUCACACCUAUAAUCUCAGCACUUUGGGAGGCCAAGAUGGAUGGAUCACUUGAGGCCAGGAGUUCAAGACCAGCCUGGCCAACAUGGAGAAACCCUGUCUCUACUAAAAAUACAAAAAAUUAGCUGGGUGUGGUGACACACGCCUAUAAUCCCAGCUAUUCAGGAGGCUGAGGUAGGAGAAUAGCUUGAGCCUGGGAGGCAUUGAGCAGAAAUCAUGCCACUGCACUCCAUCCAGCCUGGGUGACAGAGAAAUAUUGCAUUUCAAAAAAAAAGUCUCCUGGGCCAGGCUCGGUGGCUUGUGCCUGUAAUCCCAGCACUUUGGGAGGCUGAGGCGAGCAGAUCCCGAGGUCAGGAGAUCAAGACCAUCCUGGCUAACAUGGUGAAACCCCAUCUUUACUAAAAACACAAAAAAUUAGCUGGGUGUGGUGGCACAUACCUGUAGUCCCAGCUACUUGGGAGGCUGAGGCACGGGAACUGCUUGAACCUGGGAGGUGGAGGUUGCAGUGAGCCGAGAUUGCACCACUGCACUCUAGCCUGGGUGACAAAGUGAGAUUCCAUCUCAAAAAAAAAAAAAAUCUUUUAUUGGUAUGUGCCCAACAGAGUUCGGGUCCUUCAUGGUGGGUGGAUGGUGCAUCUUUUACAUCUUGAAGUGGACUCCUUUGAGCCAUAUUUAAAACCCAGUUGGUUUUUCCUUCCCGAGAAUGUCCUAGUCUGUGGUCCUGGAGACCUCUGGGCUUGGGUCUCCAGCUACUAGACAAGUAAAAACCGUGUCUCAGAAGCCCCUUGUAGGCCAGGCAUGCACCUGUAAUCCCAACACUUAGGGAGGCUGAGGCAGGAGGAUUGUUUGAGCCCAGGAGUUUGAGACCAGCCUGGACAACAUGGUGAGACCCUGUCGCUACAAAAACGAAGACAAUUAGUGGGACAUGGUGGUGCGCACCUGUAGUCCCAGCUCCUCAGAGGCUGAGGUAAGAAGAUCACUUGAGCCCCGGAGGUCAGGUGAGCCGUGCAGUGAGCCGUGAUUGUGACGCUGGACUCCAGCCUGGGCGACACAGCAAGAUUCUGUCAAAAAAAAAAAAAAAAGAAGACCUUGGCUGUGGCCGGGUGAGAUUGCUCACAUCUGUAAUCCCAGCACUUUGGGAGACCACUGAGGUGGGCAGAUCACGAGGUCAAGAGAUCCACAUGAUGAAACUCUGCCUCUACUAAAAAUAUAAAAAUUAGCUGGGUGUGGUGACGUGUGCCUGUAAUCCCAGCUCCUCGGGAGGAUGGUGCAGGAGAAUUGCUUGAACCCAGGAGGACAGGUUGCAGUGAGCUGAGAUCGCGCCACUGCACUCCAGCCUGGUGACAAAGAGACUCCGUCAAAAAAACAAGAAAAAAGAAAAGAAGCCCUUGUGUCCCUCCCCUGCAAUCCUGUGCCCAGAGGUUGCUUUCAGUCCAGAAUGGAGAAGACACAUUCCGGUUGUCCUGGGCUCUGGGGACCCCACCUCCUCCAGGCUGCUGGCAGUUGGAGGAAACGCAUCUGGGCCAGAGACUGCGAGCUGAAGUCGCCAGUUGAUUGCAGCACCUGCUGUGUCCAUCUGUCCAUCUGUCCUUCCAGCUCUCACCUGUAACCUCUGCACUCUCCUGACCAGUAUCUCCAAGGCCGCCAACCUCCUGUGGCUGUGGGGUGGAAGUGAGAGGGGUCAGGGAGGGAAGAGGUCUGCGGGGGAAAGAGCCAGAGAAGCAGCUGGGGAGGAAGCGCCACAGAUACCUCACUCCCUGGAAUGCUUCUGGGCUGGCUGCACCCCCACCCUUGGUGCAGGUUUCUACAAGAAAUUCAAAUGUGUCUGUGGCUGGAUUCUGCCAGGCUCCCUGCAAACAAGAGCCCACAUGUCCUUGAGGACAGCUUGCAAGAGAACCUGGGGUGAGGAGCGUCUAGUGACAACCCAGGAUGCGUGCACCAGGGGCUCCUUCCCAUCCUGGGCCUCCCAGGGCAUGCCCCAAUCGCCAGCAGGGCUGGGUGGGAAUGGAGAAGCACGGGCUUUAUUUUAAAGAAAAGAUGGGCCGGGUGUGGUGGGUCAUGCCUGUAAUCCCAGCACUUUGGGAGGCCAAGGCAGACAGAUCACGAGGUCGGGAGUUUGAGACCAGCCUAGCCAACGUGGUAAAACCCUGUCUCUACUAAAGAUACAAAAACAGAACAAAACAAAAUUAGCCAGGCAUGGUGGCAGGUGCCUGUAAUCCCAGCUACUUGGGACCUUGGGGCAGGAGAAACACUUGAACCUGGUAGGUGGAGCUUGCAGUGAGCCAAGAUUGUGCCAUUGCACUCCAGCCUGGGUGACAGGGUGAGACUCCAUCUCAAAAAAAAAGAAAAAGAAAAGAAAAGAGAGCAGGUGCCAUUGCUAAAAAAUAAUCCAGACAAAUGCCCUCCCUUCCGCACCUCAAAUUUCUCAACUAAUUCCUCUCUCUGUUCGCACUGGGAAAGUCCCUCCUUCUGUUAUUUGCCCCAAGGCCCAUGUUUGCCCAACAAGCAAACUGCAUUUGUUAAGCAAUAGAAGCCUCUCAUUUUUGGGUUAGUGAAGGGCGGAGAUGAUGCCUGUUAACUCCCAUCAGCUCCAGGCAGACUGAACAGCCCCAGUGAGCUGUUACCCUCCCACCCAAAGCAAAGGAAUUUGGUGGAGGAAGCCUGGGCCGCCUGGCCCACAG
Callithrix jacchus (white-tufted-ear marmoset) is the source of this 7352-nucleotide messenger RNA. RefSeq lists its product as uncharacterized. Lineage: Eukaryota; Metazoa; Chordata; Mammalia; Primates; Cebidae. The record is from RefSeq and is a predicted model, not a curated record.